UUAUGUGUGUGUGUGCGUGUGUGACUGUGUGUGUAAGAGAGAGAGAGCGAGGGAGAGGGAGUGAGAGAGGCAUAAGGAUAUGCAAAGAGCAAAACCCGUGAGUUGAAGUUGCACUGCCAAUGCGCGCUGUGACGCACAGAAACCUACAUCUAGGACUGGAGUGCAUGGUGUAAAGGAGCUGGGUUUACUUCCUUUGGCUUGACAGAAAAAAGAAAAGAAAAGAAGCUUCAUCAACUGCUUGAUAGUCAGAGCCCAGCAAAGUCAUCAGCCAUCAAUCCGCACAGGAAUGGUGGAUCACUUGCCACUUGGUGAGGAGACCUUCCUGUAUUAUUCCAGCUCUCCAGGGUCCGACUACGGUUGUGCCUCUCGCCACCCCAAGGGUGGUGUUUCCCAGGGCAUCAUGGUGACAGAUGCGUGCACCUAUCAGCACCACCCUUACCAAGGGCUCACGCUCUCCUCCUCGCCUUGCCUCUCGGAAGAUGACCUCAGCGAUUCCUCCAGCCCGUGUUCCUCCCUCUGCUCCAGCCCUGAGUCCACAUCAUCAGCAUCACGGAACAUCCUUUGCUCUAGCUACGAGAGCAGGGGCAGCAGGAGCAGUGGGUGCUCCAACUCAUCAGGAGGAGAAAAUCAAGAUAGUCUCUUGGACCUCCUUCUCUCACAGGCCUCCCUUACCACCUCGUUGAGCUCCAGCAGUGGCAACAUAUCUGUCUCCACCUCCCUUUCCUUUUCUUCCCCAGCCUCCUCUCUGUCCUCAUCACCAGCAUCCCCAUUUUUGCCAAUGGGUCUAGCAUGGGAGCCUAAGAGGGAGCAUCGACUCGGUGCCCAGCAGCAGCUUGCCAAAGAGGAGUGUUUUGAGUUCCCAGUCUUUCUCGAUGGACUGCAGGACCCUGAGGCCCUCCUGUUUCAGCCGACACUAGAGGAGAUUGAGGAGUUUUUAGAAGAGAACAUGAUGGUGGCAAUAGAAAAGGAGGAGAACGGGAGCGAUGAGGAAAUGUCACCUUCCAUGUCUAUGCCAGAUGAUACUGAGCAAGAGGGCUCAAUGACACUAGCAGGAGACCUUGAAUCAGCAUCGCAGAACUCAGAUCAGACUGUGCCCGAGGCCUCCAAUUCAGAGGCCAAGCAUGCAGCCUGUGCAUCAGAUUCAGACGGCUCACCAGUGGCAGAUGACGAAUGCCGUGUAACUACUUCCAACGGCAAUUAUAUUGAUGGGAUCAAGCUGGAGGACUGUGGAUCACUGACAUCAGAAAGUACUACCGCUGCCUCAAGUGUGCCUGUCAUCCUCCAAAUCCAGCCCAUUCAGGUGAAACAAGAACCAAGUUCCAGUGGUGAAUCAGACACUGCUCAUCAUCAGGCACAGAAAACCCAUUCCCAGUCAACUGAAUCCCCAUCAUCAAUCAAAAUUGCCCAGCUCCUGGUCAACAUCCAGGGGCAGACGUUUGCUUUAGUGCCUCAGCUGCUUUCCCCCGCAACAGCUAACUCAGGCAAAACAGGGGGCGCUGCUCCAUCCAAAUUCGUCCGGAUUGCACCAGUGCCCAUUGCAGCCAAACCAAUUGGGCUUGGGGAAGGGGGAUUGGGUCUAGGAGGACCAGCAGCAGGCGUCCUUGCUGGAGGCCAACGGUACCAGAAGAGCACAGUGGCAGACCUCAUUAAAAUGCACAAAUGCUCAUUUCCUGGCUGUAAUAAGAUGUACACCAAGAGCAGCCACCUUAAAGCACAUCUGAGGAGACACACAGGGGAGAAACCCUUUGCAUGCACCUGGCCUGGCUGUGGAUGGAGGUUCUCCCGGUCCGACGAGCUAUCCAGGCACCGCCGCUCCCACUCCGGGGUGAAGCCAUACCAGUGCAUUGUCUGCGAGAAGAAGUUUGCCCGCAGCGAUCACCUGUCGAAACACCUCAAAGUCCACCGCUUUCCACGAAGCAGCAGGACAGGGCGCUCUGUAAACGGACCUCUCUGACCUCUGCUGUGAUGGAGUGACGCUCAGCGGAGGAGAAGGAUGGGAGGGGUGGAUGUCUGUGACGAAAGACUGAGUAGGACAGUCCAAACACCCUUAAAAGGACUCUGUAAAGGGCUGUGUGUGCGUGUGACGCGCAUUCUUGGUACUGUGAUAAUUUAUUGGGUGACAAGGAGAAGACUGUAAAAACUAAACAGGAAACUGUUACUUGACGCAGCAAUGUCACAGGUGGAAUAAGCUUUUCGUAUAUAGCAAUUUUAUUCUCAAAUCUUUUAGCUGAUCUAUUUUGAAGACAAAUUUCCUAUUUUUUCACUAUAAAGUGCAUCCUUUGAACAAAACAUUAAUAUCAAGCCAUGUUAUAUUACUUGGAGAUCUACUACUGUUUUAAUUUUUUUUCCUUUUUACCUUUUGGAAACCAACAACGUUUUGGGGAAAAAAAUGUCAAUGUCCAAUGCUAUGAAUUUGGAACCUAAAAAAAAAAAAAACAUCACAAAGCAGGCUACUGAGGCCUUGGUUGAACUCUUUCUCAAGGAUUGCAAAGUAACAGAUACAUCAACAUUCCUUAAGCUUUGAAAAGGUUUCUUCGACGCCCCUGAGUCUCGCAAGUGGGAGAAAAAAAAAAACAUUGUAGAGACUGCAAACAAGAACAAAGCUCGGUUUCAUGUUGAUUUACUGUUCUCCAUUGUAGAUCAUCACACUGUGUAAUUAGCACUGGCACACAUAAAACGUUCGGUGGUCAGUCCCAGCGGAGAGUCUUUGAGUAUGUUGUGCUGUUUUACUGACGUCUGAGUCAGUUUUCAUUUUGGUUCAUCUCAAAAGGCCACCCAUCAGAUCGAGACCCAUUUCUUCAUGGGCUACUGUGAAUCAAAGCUAAAGCUGAGGAUGGAUCCAAAUGAUCCUGUAUGCCGUCAUCACAACUUCUGCUUCAUGACUUUGUGAUGAUAUAACUAUGUAAUUACAUCUGCUUGAAGUCACUGUUGUUAAAUAACAAUCUGAAUAAGCUGAAACAAAGUUGUUGUAUUUUUUUUCCUUUUCCUGCCACAGAUUUUUUCCCUCCUAUCAGAAGAAAGGCUUUUGAAUGUGAACACAGAUAUUUUAUUUGUCAUAUCUAAUUAACUUUGUGGCUGUUGAUAGAUAAACAAAAUCACCCCAGGUUGUCAGCAGAAAUGUAACCUGUGGUGCAAAUGUCUAAGGUGGGCCUCAAGAGAAACGCUGCUAAAAUAGCAAGUUACCAAAGUGAGAUUCUGUGAAGUUAUGAUCUGUAUUAGUUUCCUUAUCUUUAGCAGGAGAAUGAAAUGAAAAGUAAAGAAAUGUUCGCAGUGGUGGAAGCUUAACAUUUAGUCAGACGGACAUUUAAGAUACCUACCGUAGGUACUGUAACAACAUCUCAAUGAAAAAAGGCCUGAGUUGUGGGGUGCAGCUCUAUAAUAACGGGUAAUACCCAUCAACACUUUGACAAGAGACUGAUCAGUUUGACUGUUUUCCCAAAAGAAUAACGCUUGUGUUGGCGUACUACACAAAGCUCCAUUAACAGAGCUUGCUAGCUGUAAUUAACCUGCCUUAUCAACUGUCCACCAGAAGAGGAGUAGACCAUUGCAUUUUGAGACUGGCUGUUACUUCUGUAAUGGCAUCAAAUAUGGUAUGCUCCUGGGCUUUUAUCCAGGGAUAGUUUUUGCUUUUACAUUUUUCUAGUGAACUCACAAUCAGCUGAUCAGGUUGGCUGAUACAACCAGGCAGCAUAAAGCAUAGGGAUUUUGCUUUGUUCAACUGAGACUCAACACUAAACUAACCAGUCUCUUGGAAAAUUAUAGAGGUGUGACGUCUACAAAAAAAUUACCAUUUAGAUAACGAGUUAUCUAAAAAUGCAGAAAUAAGCUAAAACAAGGGCCUUUAUCAGAUGCUAGCCUUCCACUGAUCUGGGCACAAUUUCACUUUUUUUACACACUCACUGCCGUUUGGCAUCUUUCUGUUAUAGAUAAGGAAACUAUACUUCCUGUUAGUAACUUUGCAGAGCCUUACUUCAAAAAACUUAGCAAUCCCUUUAGUAAAUAUAGCACAUUACAAAUAAUUUUAGGAAAAUUAUUUGUAAUGUGCUAAUCAGACUAAUUAAUUAGUUGAUAGCAGUUGCUUUGAGAUUUGAAAUGCAGAUUCCCAUUUUUAUUGACACAUAUUUUUGUAUCUAAAUAUGAUAAAAAUUGACCUGAAAAGACAAAAUAAAUAGGUGGCAGAAAGACUGGCUUUAAAUCGAACAAAAAAUUAAGACAUUACGAGACUAUCCGCAUUUUGUAUCAAACCAUACAUCAGUAACAUUGUGUAUAAUUUUAGCUAAACCCAGUACAAAAUGCAUUUAAAUUUUGUUUAAUUUUCUUUACUGACUAAAAACAGUUAGUUUUGACAUAUAUCAUGGCCAUGGAAUCUUAGAUCAUACAAUUGCACAUCAGUACUGAUUAGCGUAAACUUAUCUGGUAGAGAAUUGAAAUUAAAUAUACAAUGUCUUGUUCAUAAAUAGUAGAUAGAGUCACCUUAAUUUGUGGUGAGUUUAAACUAAUCUUAAAAGAACACCAGCAAAUGAACAAAUUUAACUGGAAUGUUGUUGUUUUUUGUUUAGUUUUUUUUUUCAAUUGGAUAAGUUGAGACUGGAAGCUAAUGUAUUGCAUAACCCGUCAAAUUUAUUUCACCAGAAUAGCUUUGGGUAAAAAAAAAAAAAAAUAGAAAGCCUCCUUGAAAUGCUGUCAUCAGUAUUGAACAUAUCAUCUUUGCCUUUGUCUUUUACUUUAAAGAAACAGUAUUGGGCUUUUUGCCAAAUCACAUCUACCAAUAUAUUGCUUUUUCCUUCUUUUUUUUUCUGUAUCUCAGCAUCUCAGCUGAAGUCAUGCCAAAUGUGCCACAGCAAGACAGGAGUCAAUUUCUGUGCCAUAAAUAUGAAAGGUGUCGACGUUCUUUAUUCAAACUGAAAAAGAUGAUUGUUGACGUGUCAAAUUAAGUGUUUUAUGUCUUUAUUUUCUCAGUGAUUGACAGAUCACUUUGAAUGUUCAGCACAUGACCCUUGAUGCUGUAUGUAGAAAGUGUACUUACUCUGUCAGGCAUUCCUUCCAUGCAAACAGAAAACUCACUUUUGUGAAUGUGUAUUAGAUGUGAUCCCACGAAUGUAUGUAAAUACUGUACAUGCAACAGAAAGGACAACUGCUUGUAAUGAUGUCUGUGAUUGUGAAA
Molecule: messenger RNA, 5164 nt
Organism: Fundulus heteroclitus (mummichog)
Lineage: Eukaryota; Metazoa; Chordata; Actinopteri; Cyprinodontiformes; Fundulidae
Product: Krueppel-like factor 15
Exons: 3
Coding region: 287-1954 (555 amino acids)
Biological process (GO): regulation of transcription by RNA polymerase II
Molecular function (GO): DNA-binding transcription factor activity, RNA polymerase II-specific; RNA polymerase II cis-regulatory region sequence-specific DNA binding
Source: RefSeq, a predicted model, not a curated record